AUGGGUAUGACAAACAUGCCAGACCUAAAGAACUUAGGCUUGGUAGUCAAUCAAGCCCAAGGUAGCGUGAGUUUGACAAACACGCCAAAUCCAAAGAACUUGAACUUGACAGUCAACCAAGCUCAAGGUGACGUGGGUCUCUCAAACAUGUCAAAUCCAAAGAACUCGGGCUUGGAAGUCAGCCAAGGCCAAGGUGGCGUGGGUUUGGAAAUCAUGUCAGAGCCAAAGCAUUUGGGCUUGGAAGUUAGCCAAGCUCAGCUUUACUACCUUCUAAAAGAUGAGAAAGAUGUACACUUUACAUUUGGAACCUAUCGAGGGGAUGGGAUCGAUAAAGCAGGCCAAGGGAUGGCUUCUUCCAAAUUCUGUCUAAAUAUUGCGGGGGAUACCCCUUCCUCCAAUCGCCUGUUUGAUGCCAUUGCGAGGCAAUGUGUUCCUGUGAUAAUAAGUGAUGGCAUUGAGCUGCCAUUUGAAGAUGUCCUAGACUACUCAGAAUUCGGUGUAUUUGUUCGCGCAUCUGAUGCUGUUAAAAAGGGGUACCUACUGUAUCUUCUUCGUGGAGUUAAGAAAGACCAGUGGACCAUAUUGUGGGAACGAUUAAAGGAAAUUGCUCCACAAUUUGAAUAUCGGUAUCCAUCCCAGCCUGGUGAUGCUGUGGAUAUGGUUUGGGAGGCUGUGUUACGCAAAAAAUCUUCAGUACAAUUUAGACAUCACAGGAAGAACAGAUAUACGAGAUCAGAGGCUUUGCUGAAGAGAAUUUGA
This is a messenger RNA of Populus nigra (black poplar), 759 nucleotides long. RefSeq names its product probable arabinosyltransferase ARAD2. The record is from RefSeq and is a predicted model, not a curated record. Lineage: Eukaryota; Viridiplantae; Streptophyta; Magnoliopsida; Malpighiales; Salicaceae. The transcript has 2 exons. Gene Ontology annotation, molecular function: glycosyltransferase activity. Bases 1 to 759 code for a protein of 252 amino acids.